Molecule: messenger RNA, 648 nt
Organism: Haemonchus placei
Lineage: Eukaryota; Metazoa; Nematoda; Chromadorea; Rhabditida; Trichostrongylidae
Source: the annotation of a GenBank genome assembly
AUGUUACGUCGACGCGCUUCCGAUGUUGCUCACGAAUUCAUUCGAUCCAUAUUCGGUCGAUUCAGAAGAGACGACACAAAACGUUCACUGUCUACUGGCGACUUAGCCGAUAACUACAUGGAAAUGGAUUUUACUCAACCGACUACGAGUACUUUGCCGGCACAUUUUGACGAUUGUGAUCUCGUUCCUAUGGACUUCAGUUCAUCCACAUAUCCUCGUCUGCUGCCGCAACAUGAUCGAAGUGCCCAAAAAUUGGUGCGACAUGGGAGCCAAUUGGAUAACAGUAUUGCAUCCAUAGCUGACUACAAUCGUGCUCAAAUAUGGUUUCAUCAAGGUAUGGAUUCGGCCAAAGCCGAAAGAUUACUGCGCAGCUCUGGAUGUGAGGAAGGAUCAUUCGUGAUCUCGCAACAGUCCACGCAAUACGUGCUUUCAUUUGUACACUCUGCUACCGUUCACCAUAUGCGUGUCGGGUAUUCCGUUAAGGAAAACGGAGAGCCAAAGUUCCGUCUGGAUAUCGAUCGAAGCUUCAAAAAUCUGCACGAUCUCGUUGCUUACUACACAAAACACAAGGCGUUUGUCCUGCCAAUUAAACUGGGACGUGGUGUUGCUCGACCACUUCGCAGACCACAUGCACGAACCAGAGCGUGA